Salvelinus fontinalis (brook trout) is the source of this 1826-nucleotide messenger RNA. RefSeq lists its product as uncharacterized. Gene Ontology annotation, biological process: cell adhesion; bicellular tight junction assembly. Gene Ontology annotation, molecular function: structural molecule activity. Lineage: Eukaryota; Metazoa; Chordata; Actinopteri; Salmoniformes; Salmonidae. The transcript has 2 exons. The record is from RefSeq and is a predicted model, not a curated record. The coding region runs from base 450 to 1811 and encodes 453 amino acids. Gene Ontology annotation, cellular component: bicellular tight junction; plasma membrane.
GAUGUCAUGGCUUAGGUGGGUCUGACCAAGCUGCAAUAAAAUAUAACAAGAUAAGAGUGGACAACUCCUCACCCGAAAGCAAACAGACAGAGAUACACACACAGAGAACACACUGUGAGAAGCCUUCCUUCCUGGAUACGGAGACAAGGGAGAGGUGAGCUGCUAAAGACUGAAGGAGAGAAGGAAAUAGGACUGCAUACAGAGGAGAAAGACAGUGUGAGGGGUAAAAGGUGAGAAAUAGUAACAACGAAGAAGAGUGAGAGCGAAAGAAGGAAAUAAGGCCGAAGUGAGAGUCUGGGACAGUGAAAGAGAAGAAGAAAAUAAAGAGACUGAGAAAGGAGGGAAAGAGCCACAGCAGAAGAGUGAGUGACUGAGACCAAGAAAAGGAGAGUGAGAGAAAGAGGAGUGCCAUCUUAAUCCUAAAUGAGACUUAAUUGUAGUGUGGUGCGAUGGCAUCGUUUGCUCUGGAGCUAGUGGGUGUGAUCCUGUCAGUGCUGGGUUGGUUACUGAGCGUAGUGAGCUGUGCUCUGCCCAUGUGGAGGGUCUCAGCCUUCAUCGGAGCCAACAUCGUCACAGCCCAGGUCUACUGGGAAGGUUUAUGGAUGAGCUGUGUGGUUCAGAGCACAGGCCAGAUGCAGUGUAAGGUGUACGACUCCAUGCUGGCCUUGCCCCAGGACCUGCAGGCUGCCAGAGCUCUCUCUGUGGUUACCAUCAUCCUGGGGGUCUUAGCUCUCCUCGUGGCGACCAUCGGAGCCAAGUGUACCAACUGCAUCGAGGAGGAGGGAGUGAAGGCCAAGGUGAUGGUGUCCGCAGGAGCUGCCUUUAUCCUGGCUUCGCUGGCCCAGCUGGUGCCUGUGUCCUGGUCAGCCCACACCAUCAUCCUGGAGUUCUACAACCCUAUCAUCCCCUCGGCACAGAAGAUGGAGAUCGGAGCAGCGCUGUACCUGGGCUGGGCCGCGGCCGCAUUGCUGCUGGUGGGGGGGGCUAUCCUCUGCUGCAGCUGCCCUCCUCAGGAAGACAAACCAAUGACAAGGUACUCAAUCCCUCCCCAAAGCCGGAUGGAAUAUUCCGCUGCUCCAAGGUCCAUGGCCCCCAGCUCCUACAACAGGAAAGACUAUGUGAAGGGCAGGUGUUGGAGAGAGCCAGCCCAGGGAGCUAGCAUGUCGAUGGGCAUGGAGAUCGUGGGAAUUGCCCUGGGCGUCAUAGGAUUCAUCCUGGGCAUCGUGGUCUGUGCUUUGCCCUUGUGGAAGGUGACAGCCUAUAUCGGAGCUAAUAUUAUCACAUCCCAGACCAUAUGGGAGGGCCUGUGGAUGAACUGUGUGACCCAGAGCACGGGGCAGAUGCAGUGUAAGGUCUACGACUCCCUCCUGGCCUUGCCCCAGGACCUGCAGGCUGCCAGAGCCAUGACAAUCAUCGCAAUCAUCCUGGGGAUUCUAGGGGUGAUGGUCUCCAUCGUCGGAGCCAAGUGCACCAACUGCAUCGAUGAUGAACCCUCCAAAGCUAAAGUCAUGAUCAUCUCCGGAAUCUUCUUCAUCCUGGCCGGGAUCCUAGUCCUCAUCCCUGUCUCCUGGUCGGCCAGCACCAUCAUCCAAGACUUCUACAACCCCCUUCUGAUCAACGCACAGAAGAGGGAGCUGGGGGCCUCUCUCUACAUUGGCUGGGGGGCCGCAGCCCUGCUACUGAUCGGAGGGGCCAUGCUGUGCAGCUCCUGCCCCCCCAGGGAGGAGAAGAGGUACAAGCCCCCCGGCAUGGCCUACUCUGCCCCUCGCAGCGGGGGUGCAGCGCGAUACGACAGGAAGGACUACGUCUGAGAGAGACUUCUUCAC